This is a messenger RNA of Loxodonta africana (African savanna elephant), 3015 nucleotides long. It is a transcript of the gene LPAR6, whose product is annotated as lysophosphatidic acid receptor 6. Gene Ontology annotation, cellular component: plasma membrane. The transcript has a single exon. Lineage: Eukaryota; Metazoa; Chordata; Mammalia; Proboscidea; Elephantidae. Gene Ontology annotation, biological process: positive regulation of Rho protein signal transduction; phospholipase C-activating G protein-coupled receptor signaling pathway. Bases 721 to 1755 code for a protein of 344 amino acids. Gene Ontology annotation, molecular function: lysophosphatidic acid receptor activity. The record is from RefSeq and is a predicted model, not a curated record.
UUCUUUUUCACCUCAGAGAAAGCCAAUCACACAACACAGCUGGCAACUGAGGAAAAGGCCUCCGUUCAGCAAGCGUGAACACGCUCAGGAAUUCAUUCCGAACCUUUUAAAACACACUUCGACUUACCGCCAUCUGGGAUCCACUGCAGGAAUACCAAAAAGGAAAACCUCACUUAAAAAGAACACGAAGCAAAUGAGAACAAACUGGGAAUGUUUAAGUCUUUGAAACUCUGCACUGGAAAGCAAAGAUUGGUAACUUCAAUUUAAACAUUCCGGAGCUUAAAGAAACUUUAAUUUUGGAACAUUCGCCUUGACUACUGAACUACAAACUUACAAAACUACAAGUUUCAAAAUACAAAGUCACAAAACUGAUUUUACUGCUGUCUCGGAACACAGUUUUUCUUUAAUCCCAUGAGUUGGCUUUACUGACUGCAUUCUUUAAAAGUUUCUCAUCGGUUAACCAAGGCCUGGAUUCACGGAUUUUCUGGAGGAGAAGAUGAGAAUGUUUUCCCAUUAAAGAACCCAGCGGAAGCCUUAAGGCAACAAAUUUCAUGUUUCUUUUGGAGAUUCCGGAGAAAAAGGAAAUAUUUAUAAAACCACCCAAAGAGCCAAAGAAUUUGCAAGUAAAUUGGAGGUUAUAAAGUGGUCACAAUCUGAAUGCCGAAGGAGGCUGCAGCUGACAAAGGGACUUCAGCAUUGUAAACUGGAAGUGCCUUUAUAAUGGUAAGCAUUAACAGCUCCAGCUGCUCCUAUGAUGACUCCUUUAAGUACACUUUGUAUGGGUGCAUAUUUAGUAUGGUGUUUGUGCUUGGAUUAAUAUCCAAUUGUGUUGCGAUAUACGUUUUCAUCUGCACACUCAAAAUUCGAAAUGAAACUACAACUUACAUGGUUAAUCUGGCCAUGUCAGACUUGCUUUUUGUUUUUACUUUACCCUUUAGGAUUUUUUACUUUGCAACACGGAACUGGCCCUUUGGAGAUUUACUUUGUAAGAUUUCAGUGAUGCUGUUUUAUACCAACAUGUACGGAAGCAUUCUGUUCUUAACUUGCAUUAGUGCAGAUCGAUUUCUGGCCAUCCUCUACCCCUUUAAGUCAAAGACUCUAAGAACCAAACGAAAUGCAAAAAUUGUCUGCACUGCUGUGUGGCUCACAGUACUUGGAGGAAGUGCUCCAGCGGUGUUUUUUCAGUCUACCUACUCUAAGGAUAACAAUACCUCAGAAGCCUGCUUUGAAAAUUUUCCAGAAGCCACGUGGAAAACGUAUCUCUCAAGGAUUGUAAUUUUCAUUGAAAUAGUGGGAUUUUUUAUUCCUCUGAUUUUAAAUGUAACUUGUUCUAGUAUGGUGCUAAGAACUUUAAAUAAACCUGUUACAUUAAGUAGAAGCAAAAUAAACAAGACUAAGAUUUUAAAAAUGAUUUUUGUACAUUUGGUCAUAUUUUGUUUCUGUUUUGUGCCUUACAAUAUCAACCUUAUUUUAUAUUCUCUUAUGCGAACACAAACAUUUGUGAAUUGCUCAGUAGUGGCCGCAGUAAGGACAAUGUACCCAAUCACUCUCUGCAUUGCUGUUACAAACUGUUGUUUUGACCCUAUAAUUUACUACUUUACGUCAGACACAAUUCAGAACUCAAUAAAAAUGAAAAAUUGGUCAGUUAGAAGAAGUGAUUCUAGAUUUUCUGAAGCUCAUGGCACCGAGAACUUUAUUCAACACAACCUACAGACCUUAAAAAACAAGAUAUUUGACAAUGAAUCAACAAUAUAAGCUGCUUGAAAUAAACUACUGGGACUUCACUGAAACAGGACCUACAAGCUCCUUCAACUGUGAAAAGUGUUUUCUUGGACUAUUAUUCCACCACGAAGAGAAGAUGAAAACACGGACAUUUUAAAGGUUUUGGUAUAAAGAAAAAUUGUAUUCAAUGUGUUAAGUAUUAAAACAUAGUUCAUUCUUGUAUACAUUCCAUUUUAUUCUUUUGAGCCAUUUUGAUUUCUACCUUCCUCUUCAUUAAAAAUAUCCCUACGUUGCUCAAAAUCUAAAAGUGACUGAUUUAAAUCAUGUGGUGACCGUCUGUAUGGUCUUUGAAUUCCUUAGUAUACUAAAUGAUUUAUACAUAUUAGAAGCUUUGUUUAAGUAUUUAGUAUUUUUAUUCAACAUAUAUUUAAUUUCUACUUAAAUCUGAAUUGAAACUACUGAUUAUGUUUCUUAAACUAUAAUAACAUAAAUGAAAAUGGAGGAUAAUUUGAAACAAUAUUUAAAUAUUUUCCCAAAAAUAGCUUAAAAUGUUUUUAUAGAAUGAUAACAUACUAACACUAUUUGAGGAUCUUGGACAGUUAGUUACUCUUACUUAGGGGUUUUGUCUUUGCAGGCAAUUUAUAAAAGCAGGUGCUAUCUAACCAUAUGGUAAAUUCAUAAAUUAUGAUUUCAAACCAUUUUUUGGAUAUAACAACACUCAAUUUCAGAAUGUUACGUGCUACAAAAAUUUAGAGGGAAGAAAUUAAUAGAAUGCUAUUUUGCCAAGUAAAUUUUUUAAAAAUAAAAUACACCCAGAGAUACAUGUUAAACAUACAUUUAUGUCACAAUAAAGAGCUUGAUUCUAGCAUUUUAGGUCAGAGAAACUAAAAAACACCACAGGUCUUUUUUUAAACAAGUGAAAUACAGUACUUGGUGCUUAGAAAGUGUUAUUAGAUAGAUACAUGAUAGACAGACAGAUACAGACAUAUAAAAUACUUCCCUUUCCUGACAAGUCUAAGCCAAAUAGUGAAUAGCUGAAAUACAUCAAAUAAACAAAAUGUUAUCUUAUGUCAAAAUAAAUUAUGAAGUAAGGAGACAGUUACUUACAUAAAAAGUAGCAACACUAUAUGGCUAAAUAACUGAGCACAACUACAUUUUCAUUUCACUAAAUAUAAAGCUAUAAUUUAGAUAUGAAAUACCAACUACACGAAAACUUUUCAUCUUCCAACAUCUUUUUUUUUUUUUUAAUCUCUGAAGUCAACUAAAAAGGAUGCUUCCAUUGCAGAAAAAGGG